Zootoca vivipara (common lizard) is the source of this 4861-nucleotide messenger RNA. It is a transcript of the gene FBXW10B, whose product is annotated as F-box and WD repeat domain containing 10B. Gene Ontology annotation, molecular function: protein binding. Lineage: Eukaryota; Metazoa; Chordata; Lepidosauria; Squamata; Lacertidae. The record is from RefSeq and is a predicted model, not a curated record.
GCUGGUGCUGCUAGGCAGAGAUUUAGGGUCAUGGGGGGAGACUCUUAGGAAGCUGCUUGCUUGCCUUUGUCUGGUGGCCCUUGUGUCUGUUAGUGUGUGUGUGUGUGUGUGUGUGUGUGUGUGUGUCUGUCUGUCUGUCUGUCUGUCUGUCUGUCUCUCUGUGUAACACAGGCUAAUACAAUGAAGACCCGCCCGGUGGUGCAAGUGGCUCCACAGAACCUGGAAAUUAAACUAGAGUACUCUCCAGAUCUGCGGUGUGAGAAGCAAACAGACUUGGUGCCUGUUUGCUAUAAAUGCAAAUCCUGCAUCUUGUCCUGGAAGGCUCUCUCCACCCGAGAGUGGUUUGUGCGGGCCAGCCAGAUUUCUAAGGGGCAAUUUUUGAAGGGGAUCAUAAAACGGUUCCAAAGCCAAGACCUCUUGAGGUAUGCCUGGAACUUCCUGCAGUCCACCAAUAGCAAGGAUUUCACCUACAGCCGUUCCUGCGUCAGCUCCAGCUUCAAGGCAUCUUCCACCUUGGACCGGGCACUUAAUCCGAAGAAACUGGAGCAUGCAAUGGAAGACCUCUGGAACUGGUUCUUAGAUGCCAGUUUCUGGAGCAAAGCAAACUACCUCUUGCUUCUGCUGCAGAUGUGCGACUCACAGUUGUUGCUGAUGGCUGCCAACCUGAUUAGCAUCCUCUUGAGCCAAGAUGAGGCCACUUGCAAAUUGGCGGACAACAAAACAGCUGUGCCAGAUGAAGAUCAAACAAGCAAGGAUGUGAUUCCUCUCAAGAAGCAAGAGAAAUCUAUCUCCCAGGUUCAGAGCCACCUCACAUCUCACACCUCUGGUUUGACCUCACGGAUUGGUUCAGAGAAGAGUGACUUGUUUGGUCGUCUACGUUUGCACAGGUUUUGGAGCAAAGAGUCAGAUCAUAUGUCUGACCUGAUCUCAGAGGACAUGGAUGAAGCCGCCAGCAGUUCUAUCAUACUGAAUGUCGCGGAGCCUGUACCCACCCAUCCCACAAAGCCCUUCAAAAUCAACAAGUUCAAAGACUUCAUUCGAUGUCUGCCCAUCCACUUGUCCAAGUUCAUAUUGCGAAUGCUGGACAUGAAAUCCUUGAAUAGAUGCGCCCAAGUGAGUGCACACUGGGACUUCCUAGUCAAGCUAAUCAAGAAGGAUAUGAUAUCAAAGCGUACUCUCCAAAGUGAGAUUGCAUUCCUGCAGGGGUCAUGCCCUAAAGCAGCAAAUUCCAACUAUGCCAAAAUUGUCAAUGUUAUCAUUCCUCGCAUAAACUCUGAAGGUGACAUCAUCCGAUGCAAGAGCAAGCUAAUAACACCUGCAAAGGAGAACGAAUACCUGCGCAAAGCUUAUCAUGGACAAGAGGUAGAUACUGUCAAGUUGGAAGAACGGAAUGUCUUCUGCAGUGGGUAUAAUGUCCGGAUUCUAAUGGACAGUUUGGAUCCAAACAGAGUGAUUCACUAUGGUGGUGGGAAGCUGAUGGCCACUGGUUCUAUGGACCGGAAAGUCCGUUUGAUGGAUGUGAAUGAGAUGCGCUUUGUCCCUCCUGUCUUUCUGGGACAUGCUGGUAGCAUCCGGGCUGUGUACCUCAAUGAACAGAAAGGAUUGCUUCUGAGUGGCAGCUAUGAUCUCAGCAUCAGAAUGUGGAAUAUCCUCACUGGGGCAUGUGUGAAAAUUUUUAAUGGUCACACAGCAAGCAUCACUUGCUUGGAUUUGUAUAAGAGCAAGUUUGUGUCUGGAUCCAAAGACUGCACAGCAAAAAUGUGGGAUAUAGAAACUGGAAAGUGCAUUAAGACUUUCUCGCACAAAGCUAUUGUUUGGGCUGCUAAGAUGAAUGAAACACAUGUCGUGAGUGCCUGCGAUAAGGGCGUAGUGAAAGUGUGGCAUGCUGAGACAUGUGUACUGAUAAAGACUUUACAAGGGCAUCUGGGCCCUGUGACGUGCCUGUCGUUUGAUGAGUGGCAUCUUGUGACAGGAAGCAAUGACGGCUAUAUCCUGGGAUGGAGCAUGCUGGGAAAUCACAAGAGAUGCCUGGGGGCUUUCAGACACCCCAUGGAGGUUCUGUCCCUGGAAUUUAUCUAUCUCAGAGUCAUCAGUGGCUGUGCGGAUGGGAAGAUACGCAUAUUCAACUUCCUGACGGGGAUCUGCCUGAGAGUUUUGAGAGCCAAUAGCAGAGCUGACCCUGUGGUGUCCUUCUGUAUAGUAGAAAACAAGCUACUGGUCAAUGCACUGGGCAGUGUGGUUUUGUUCCAGUUUGAGGAAGUAGUUUGGGACCACACACUAGGUUCCGAACAACAAAUUAGCGGUAAAAGGAAAGAAAGGAGCAAAUAUGAUGACAAAGCAUCGCAAAUAAUGCCAUCCCAUUUACUGUCUGGGCGGAAGAAACGGUCCCAAAGGAAUAAAUGGAAGCUUUACAACACCAACACAGUAUUUACCUAUGACAUUAUUCGGAAGUCGACGAAAUACUUCAGAGAUGCUACCCCAGCUCUUCGUUAUCAAAUGUUGACGGUACCUCCUCCCAGGAUGCGCGAAAAUGUGGUAACCCUGGAAAUGAAGCCAGAUGAGCAGACUAGACUCUUUUCUAUUGCCGAGCAUUCAAAAUCUAUAACAACUCUAGUAGGAAAUGAGUUAGAAGAAGACAAGCCCUUAGCCAGCAACUUUGCAUUGGGCCAGAAUGGUGAUGUUUUCGUAAAGCACAUAAAGAAGAAGCGUUCCCAUGGUCCCCUGUCUGGUGACCAGAUACUUCUCACCGUUAGCACAAUGCAGCAUGCCUACCAGACAGAUCAGGUCAGUGCCAACAUGGCCUACAAUAUGCAAAUCAAAGAUGCCUGGGGGCCUGCCUUUCUCCAGAAAAGAUUGCCCAGAAAGACCCCUGCUGCCCCAAAACCAGAGCAACAGAAAAUGGAUCCAGCAAGCCAGCUGAAACGACUCAAGGCUGCCCGUUACACGCUCGGCAUGGAAAAGAUUUCCAUACCUUAUGAAACCAAAACACUGCAGCUCAGCUUAAAAAACUCCUUGCUUGGAAGCAGGGUGAACUCCUGCAUCCCACCCCCCACUAUUACGCGUUCCAAAUCAUGCAGCAACUUGGCCAGAGGGGGAAAUAUUUCUCGCCAGGCAAAGAUGCCAUCUCCACCUACCAUGGGGCAUGUCGUUGGUCACUUUACGAGCUCUGUCGAAUCCAUCAAAGUGGCCCGAAUGAAGAUUGCCCAACCUGAUAGAGACAUGAUACCAAGGCCACCAAAACUCUACUUCACCCACACCCCAAACCCAUACCGGCUCAAUUCUGGUUUCCGGCUUUUGACAACCCAACAGAUGAAAGAGUAUGAAGAAGCUAAGGUGAACGAGUAUCAGGCACAGAAGACCAAGGUUAUAGCAAACAGAGAAAAAGAGUGUAAAAAUGCCUGGCUAAGGAAAAUUAAAGGUCUUCCCAUUGAUGAUUUCAACAAGGAGGGCAAAGUUGCAGCUCCUGAACUUGGAGAGAAUGUUUUCAUCUGAGCUUCGCUUUUCAAAGCAGACUGCCAGUCCUUCCAAACAGCUGACUACAAACCAAACAGUUGGUACUGGGGAGAUUUCGGUUGAAUUUUUACCCUCAGCUGAAGCUACCUUUCAGAAAAUGCUAACAAACUCUGUUGAAUUAUUCAAAUUUUCACAUAGCUGAGACGGUGGGACUCUGGGCUGCAUGGGGGGGGGAUAUGAUGGGAAAGCUGCUUUACUCCCCAAAGAAAGGUCUUUCCAGUUUGCAAUGAGUGCAGUUUACAAAUGCUCCUGGUCUCUAGAGAAAGGUUUAUUAACAUGACUCUACAUUGACUCUGUUUGUAAGCUUUGUUUUUAAGACUUUGUGUACACUUUUCAAAGCUCACCAUAUAGCCCAAAUCUUAAUGAAAAUGUUCUAAACUUUGCAGUCUUAUUGAGGACAUCCUCCAGGUGUCCAAGAGUCACCACCAGUUAAUAUAUGUUCACAAAAUAAAGAAUCCUGGCUACAACAGCUCUUACAGCGGAACCUGCUUUGUAAUGAACUUGUUUCCCUAGUUGUUGCUUUUCACGUGGGUCUUGUUCCCACCUUCCAAACAGGGUGGAAGGAGCAGCAUAUUAAAUUCCCCGCAAUAUCAGACUGUCUCGAUCCCACUUCAUGUUUAAGUGGGCCUUAAAGACAAUUUUUUUCUCUCUGCAGUCUUUACUAGUUGAAAUAAAUUAGACUGCUAAUACUAUACAGUAUUCUAAAUUGUUAAUAUGUUGAGUUUAUGCUGGGAUGGCUAAUAGUUUGGGAUAACUUUUUAGUUAUUAGUGUGGUUUUUAUUUAGUGUUUUUAAAUGUUAUUUGUAUUGGUUGUUUUUUUGGGGUAUAUUUAUUAAGUUUAUUUAUUAAACUUCGAAGUAUCUAGGACAAUAUUGCUCCUCUAACACUGAAAGCCUAAAAUAUAUCUUAGAGUGACAGGUCUGAGAGUAUGCUUAUCACCUCCUUCACAGGAAGUAGUUGAGCAGGUCCAUUUUGUCCCGGAUGUUGGUGUGGUUUUGGUAUUGAUUCAUCUUUGACACCUGCUUUGUGUGGUUCACAAAUUAUACAAGGGGGAAGACAAGGGGAUAAGUAAUCCCAUUUGAAAGAAGUCCAACCAGAUGAUCCUCAUCUUGGCACAGAGUUGUAAAUCUAACUUGGUGAGACCAGCUGAGACUGAAAUGUUGUUGUUUAAAUUGCAUGUUACUAAAUUAUAAUUUUGUGGUUGGUUUUAUUGUUGUUUUAAUUUGAACAUUGUAAGCCACCCAAAGAUCCUGACAGUUUACAGGCUUUGUGUUGUUAAUAUAGCAGACAAAUUAAUAAAAUAAAAUAAGUAAAUAAGUAAAUACAAAUGUCCUACUUUGGGGUUGGG